Harmonia axyridis is the source of this 1929-nucleotide messenger RNA. Its product is annotated as zinc finger BED domain-containing protein 4-like. Gene Ontology annotation, molecular function: protein dimerization activity; DNA binding. The record is from RefSeq and is a predicted model, not a curated record. Lineage: Eukaryota; Metazoa; Arthropoda; Insecta; Coleoptera; Coccinellidae. The transcript has 2 exons. The coding region runs from base 1 to 1929 and encodes 642 amino acids.
AUGACACCAAUUAAUAAAAAAUCGGCUAUAUGGGAAUAUUACGAGAUUUGUAGUGAAAAUAAUAAACUAGCCAAUUGUUUGCUGUGUAGUAGCAAGAUUUCAAGAGGAGGAGAAGGAAAGAAAGCAACUACAACUUCUUUAAAGAACCAUCUUAAAUCCAAACAUGCUGAACAAUACGCUACUUUAACUGAUGUUCCAUCGACAAGUGGCAGCGAUAAGGGCGGUACUUCUACUUCCACCGAUUCCAAGAUACCUGCAGUACCUGGAACUCCCCGAUCUAGAGACCGGCAGCUAACCCUGAAGGAAACAUCUGAAAGGAAAUUGCUAUGGGACAUUAAUGAUCCGAAAUCAAUAAAAUAUCACUACUUGAUAGGUGAAAUGAUUGCUUUAGACAACGAACCAUUAUCACUUGUUGAACGGGUCGGAUUUCAGAGGCUUAUGGCAACCGCUGUGCCCCAUUAUAGAGUACCUGGUCGUACUUACAUGACCGAGAAAGUUGUUCCUGAUAUAUACAACAGAAUUUGGUCUAAAAUAGAGGCCAGUAUUUCGCAGGCGACAGCUGUAUCAGUGACAUCUGAUAUAUGGACAUGUCAGCACAAUAACGAGAGCUUUUUGAGCUUCACUGCGCACUGGAUAUCUCCACAGUUCAAUCUGGAACAUGGCGUUUUAGCUAUGAAACCGUUUCCCAGCUCACAUUCGGGUACCAAUAUUGCAAAAGAACUCAAUGCUAUUACAGAAAGAUGGAAUAUUCCUAAAAGUAAGAUCCAUUUACUUGUCCAUGAUAGUGGGGCUAAUAUGAUAAAAGGUGUGCGAGAUGCUGGAUACGAUUCAGGAAGGUGCUUUAUUCAUUCAUUGCAACGAGCUAUAGAGGAAUCGCUUAAAUCUCAACCAGAGGUACUACAGAUGGUAGCUGCUGCUAGACGAAUUGUUACCCAUUUUAAUCAUUCAGGCUUAGCAGAGCAGAAACUUAAAUCCAUUCAACAAGAACUUAACUUGCCUAACCACCAACUAGUACAAGAUGUGAGCACACGCUGGAAUUCUACGUAUUAUUUAAUGGAGCGAUUAUUCGAACAAAAGCGAGCUGUAUCCUUGUACAUAACAGAUCAUGAAACUUUAAAUAAUCUAACACAUGCUCAAUGGGAAUUAAUGGAACAAUGUAUUAAACUCCUCAAACCAUUCGAAGAGAUUACAAAAAUAACCAGCUCAGGUAUUUCCUGCAUCUCCGAAGUGAUUCCACAUGCAAUUACUUUAUCAAAAUAUCUAGGAAAGGCAGAGACAGCUGAAAGAGUACCAAAUUUAGUGACAAUUAGAUCUUCACUACAAGCCGAGCUUGAAAAGCGAUUUAAUUUUGACGAGAACAACAAAUAUCUGGUGGCUACGUUUCUCGAUCCACGCUUCAAAACAAGUUUUCUAGGUUUUGUUCAAGCAGAAAGAGCAAGACAAAAAAUUCUUCUAGAAGCUCUGAAACUGAGUUGUAAUGAUGAUGAGUCUAGUAGUACCGAUGACGAUUCUUCUCCACGUCGUAAGAAAAGAAACAUGAACGAAAAUGAUAAGACAUUUGAAACACACGACAGUUUCUGGAACUGCUUUGAGGAAGUCGCUAAAGAUAAUAUGCGAAAUAGUAAUGAUGAAGAGAACGUGGAGAAGAAUGCUGUGGCAAAUGAGAUGGAUUUGUAUUUGAAAUCAAUUCGCAUAGAUCGGAAAGCUGAUCCUUACAAGUGGUGGUCAGCAAAUGAAAACCAAUACCCUAACCUUUCGAAAUUUGCUAAAGUUUAUCUAUCUUCUCCCGGGAGUAGCGUGUAUAGUGAGAGGUUGUUUUCUGAAGCUGGUAUCAUUUAUGACGAAAAGCGUAAUCGCUUGCUACCAUCAAACGCUGAAAAGCUUGUUUUUAUACAUCACAACUUACCGCUGAUUAAUUUUACUUAUUAA